AUGAAACUUACACUUGUCUUGAAUGCUACCCGCAGACACAUUAAACCCGUCUCACCAAUCCUGCCACCACUGCCACUGUUCCGACGUGUGUUAAGAGCUCACAGAAAGCUACCACCAGAUGUGCGAUACCUAGGUGAUGAAUAUGUCAAGUCAGAGUUUAGGGCACACAAGGAUAUUGACAAUCCUCUUUAUAUUGUGGGGUUCCUGACCCAAUGGCAGAAAUACGCUGAAUCGAUAGAAGGUGAUACUUGGAAACAAGAUAAAUUAGACAUGGAAAAACUGUCCAAGAUGAGCGACGAACAGCUUGUCCAGCUUUACGAGCUCAUGCAGGCUACUAAAGACGAGCCUUCGGAGUACGGCGAUAUCCUCAAGCCUCUUGACAAGAAGAAGGAUUAA
This is a messenger RNA of Magnusiomyces paraingens, 396 nucleotides long. RefSeq lists its product as uncharacterized. The transcript is spliced from 2 exons. Gene Ontology annotation, cellular component: mitochondrial intermembrane space; mitochondrion. The record is from RefSeq and is a predicted model, not a curated record. Gene Ontology annotation, biological process: succinate metabolic process; mitochondrial respiratory chain complex II assembly. The coding region runs from base 1 to 396 and encodes 131 amino acids. NCBI's taxonomy places the organism in Eukaryota, Fungi, Ascomycota, Dipodascomycetes, Dipodascales, Dipodascaceae.